Salvia splendens (bonfire salvia) is the source of this 587-nucleotide messenger RNA. RefSeq lists its product as uncharacterized. NCBI's taxonomy places the organism in Eukaryota, Viridiplantae, Streptophyta, Magnoliopsida, Lamiales, Lamiaceae. The coding region runs from base 2 to 508 and encodes 168 amino acids. The record is from RefSeq and is a predicted model, not a curated record. The transcript is spliced from 2 exons.
GAUGCUAGUGAGACCUCAAGAAGAAGAAGAAGAAGAAAGCAAUAUUCUUCCAAUCAUGAGUGAUCAUCAAUAUCUACGAAAAACGGUAUCGGACGUGACAAAUGAAAUAAACAAAAUAGGCAAAGAAUUGGAAACCAUUGCUGAAAUGGAAGAAACAAUAAUCUUGCAAGCGGAAUGCGAGUGUUGUGGCCUCAAAGAAGACUACACAAAGGAAUACAUAACUCGGAUCCGGACCUCGUUUUCGGGAAAAUGGGUUUGCGGGCUUUGCACAGAAGCGGUGAAGGAGAGAUUACAGCGUUGCCCCAUAGCUAUGGAAGAUGCCAUAAAGUUUGUGCAAGAUUUCAAUACUACAACUAGGGUUAAUCCCAAGUUGUCAAUGGCAUGGAUGAUGAGAGAUAUUGCCAAGCGAAAUUGCUCCAAGAGAAACAAUUUAUCAGGUGGGAAAAAAAUUAUCAGGACAUCUAGCUGUGCUGGAAGGAUUGAUUAUAACUCGAACCAAGAGCAUUAGAUUUUAGAAAUGGACUUGUAAUGUUUAUGAUAUAUGUAUGGUUGUUCUGGAAUACAUCAAAUAAGUAUAUUAUUGGAUA